AUGCUUCAACCAAGAAUAUCGCCUCGAAAAACUGAUAAAGUGAUCUACAAUCAGAAGAUGGUCAAUGAUUAUGUUGACAUUAUCAAUCAUCGUUUGAAAUUAGAGGGGGCAGAUAUGGAUUCGAGGAAACUACCAUAGAAGCAUAAUUCAAUGUAUAAGUCAAUAAGUUCUCAACACACCAAACAAAUAUCAAUGGUGGAACCUGCAACUGCAGAAAAACCGUAUAGUAGGACGAAUCUCGAUAAUCACUCCUCGUUUUUUCAUAGUCGUAAGUCUCUAACGAGAGAGGACAAAUUGUAUUUACUUUCUGAUCCACUUCAAGAAAUGCUAAAGACCAGAUAAUCUAUAACAGAUUUGAGGGCAAUAGAAAUAGAGGGAGACGAAUUUACUCAACAAUACAAAAAUAAAAUUAAUGAAGAAUACGAGAAGGAGAUCUUUCGUAAAGACAUGAUCUAGAGGAGAAUAUUUGAUAGUCAAUUGAAAUAUCAAGGCAACAACUCAAUCAAAUAAUUUAUAUUCCAACAAAAUAUGAAGGCAUCUCAAAAAUUCCACACUGAACCUAUAGAUAAAAAUAUUCACAUUAUUAAAGAAUUUACUGUGGAAGACAAAUUAGACAGGCCCAGGCAAUCCAAACUCAUUAGCAAUAACAAAAUCAAUCUUAUUACUCUUAAAUCUACAGGCUUAAAGUCCUUUUAGGAUUCUGAAAACAAUAACAAUUCUAGUGCUUAGAGAUUUGAGGACUUGUAUAAGACAUGCAACAAUUUCUAUAAGGAAUCUCGAUAAAUUAAAACUAAAAUCAUGAGACUCAAAAGACAAACUUGGAGAAAAUAUUAAAAAAUCUUAUAAAUAGGAUCAUCCUAAAAGGAAAUUAAAAUUGAUUGA
Molecule: messenger RNA, 882 nt
Organism: Paramecium tetraurelia
Lineage: Eukaryota; Ciliophora; Oligohymenophorea; Peniculida; Parameciidae
Exons: 1
Source: RefSeq, a predicted model, not a curated record